Molecule: messenger RNA, 2029 nt
Organism: Pollicipes pollicipes
Lineage: Eukaryota; Metazoa; Arthropoda; Thecostraca; Pollicipedomorpha; Pollicipedidae
Product: F-box only protein 9
Exons: 9
Coding region: 129-1553 (474 amino acids)
Biological process (GO): SCF-dependent proteasomal ubiquitin-dependent protein catabolic process
Cellular component (GO): SCF ubiquitin ligase complex; cytoplasm
Molecular function (GO): protein binding
Source: RefSeq, a predicted model, not a curated record
GAGUCAGCAGUCUCCACUACUAUCAUGGGGAAGAGGGCUAGCGCCACUAACUGGCAAAGCUGCCCAGUGGUUUACGCUGAUCGUGAACUAGUGCAUUCUUCUGACACCAAGGCGGGAUAGGAGCAUCCAUGGAUCGUAUGGGAAGCAGUGGCAACUGCCGAGCCGCAAGCUCAGGUGGAGCUGGCUCUGGCCAAGGACUUGCCUCAGACCGGUCUGGGGGUGCUGGUGAUGACAGCGGUGGCGAGGAGCCGGACUCCUCCUCCUUGAGCCCCCUGUCACCUGAGCAACCACAGUCACAACAGCAGGCUCUCGAGGGCGACCUGGAGCAGUUCCGCCAGGAAUGGCGGCAAGACCUGUGCCGGUCUUCUACCAACCCAGCACAGACCACCCCUGGGGAACAGAAGACAACCACCACUGAGGUCACUUCCAAAACAGACAAGGCGGUGGAGCUGUACGUAGCCGCCAUGAAGCUGGAACAGCGGGGCCAGCUGUACGAGGCGACCCAGAAGUACCGGCGCGCCGUGCAGCUGGAGCCGACCGUCGACGAGGCCGUUCGGCGGCUGCUGGUCAGCCGACAGCGCCAGUUGGCCGUGCAACCGGACGGGAACGGUAACCUGGACCAGGCGCCGCCACAGGAGGGGGAGAAGGAAGAGCCGGACGCGGCGGACGGGGCGGACGUGGCGGCCGACGAGGGGGAAGAUGAGGAGCCGGAAGCCGUGCUGGCCCGGCUUCAGCAGAUGACGCUGGAGGACGGCCGCUGUUGUCAGCCGGCGGUGCCGCAGACGGACGUCCACAUCUCGUGCCUGCCCACCGAGGUCAUCCAGCUGAUCCUGCGCUGGGUGGUGUCGGCCGACCUGGACAUGCGAUCGCUGGACAGGCUGUCACUCGUGUGCCGCGGCCUCUAUCGGCUCUGCCGGGACCCAGCCCUCUGGAAGCGCAUCUGCCGCAGGGUGCUGGGCGCCGGCUGCGCCGAGGCCGGCCUGCAGACACCGUGGCGCGAGCUGUACUUGUCGCGGCCGCACCUGCACUUCCCCGGCUGCUACGUCGGGCGCGCCUCCUACAUCCGCAGCGGCGAGAACAACGGCUACCAGGACUCGAGCUACCGGCCCUGGCACAUCGUGCACUACCAGCGCUACCUGCGCUUCUUCCCGGACGGCGUGGUGCUGAUGCUGACGUCUGCUGACGAGCCGGUGCUGUCCAUGCCGCAGCUGAUCAGGCGGCCGCCGCGCUCCGGGCCGACCAUCAGCGGAAACUUCUGGAUCAAGGGCGACCUGCUGGUGGCGGUGCUGAUGUUGCCGCGCGACAACGGCCGGCGCAAGGCGACGCGCGCCAGGCGACGCGAGAACCUGCAGUACGACCCCGGCGAGUCGAUGAUGCACAUGGAGCUGAAGAUGCUACCCUUCCGGCUGAAGUGGCAGUCGUACCGGAUCAUCACGCGCUACACCAACGGCCGGGAGACGAUCAACACCAUGGACCUGGGUGACCAGUUCCCGCCGCUGGUGUUCUGUCCGGUGCGCAGUUACGCGGCCGUCAGCGAGGCGCCGCUCUGCUAGAGCAGCGCGCCGGCCAGCGAGGCGGGACCGACCCGCGGCAGCGAGGCGACGGGGACAGCCCCGCCAGGGGACCUGGUGGUGGGCGAGCGCUCGGCGGCGCGUUCCCCGGCGUGGAGCUCGCGGAGCGCGGCGCGCUGCUCCGUCUCUGAAGCGCUACGUCGGUGGUUGUCAGCUGUGGACAUGGCCCGACUCCGGCCGGGUAAUAAGCCGGUUCAGAUUCAGGAUUAAGGUCGGAUGAUCUGUGGCAGUGCGCAGCGAACCGACGGAGGGGCGGAAGGCUGUGGUUUUCGAAAUUUGAUUUACUAGGUUGAUCUUGGUUCAGGGAAUGCAUCUGACGUCUUAGUGCGGUUGUUGGAGUGCGUAGUUACUUGGGUGUUAGUAGCUUUAUUUCUGUUAAGUCGAUAUGAAUGCAAUGAAUGUUUGCCACGACUUUCGCGUGCUGUAGCGAGCGGACACAAAUACAACCUCUAACUGUU